AUGGCAUCUCCAGAUGGAGUGAGAGAGCCAGGGGCUCCGGGGAGGAGGAAGCACAGCCACCACCAACUUGGAACUGUCAGCGGCGUCUUCAUCCCAGUCUGCCUCAAUAUCCUCAGCAUCCUCAUGUAUUUGAGAUUCGGCGUCAUCCUUGGUCAGGUCGGCUUUGUAGGAAUCCUAGGCUUGUUGUUUAUUGCCUAUCUAGUCAACUUUCUGACCUUAUUUUCCUUAUCAGCCAUCGCAUCCAACGGAGAGGUCAAGGGAGGAGGCCCAUACUAUCUCAUUUCUCGCUCUCUUGGCCCCGAGUUUGGUGGUUCCAUCGGAUUGCUUUUCUUCCUUGCUCAGGUUCUCAAUGCAGCUUUGAACAUCGUGGGUUUCAUUGACUGCAUAAGGCUUAAUCUUAGCCCCAAUUUCCCUCCGGGGUAUUGGGCUGGAUAUGGCUUACAGACAGCUACCCUGGUGUUUUGUACGGUCUUGUGCGCGUCUGGCGCGAAUGCCUUUUCCAAAGCUUCCAACGGCCUCGUCUUGAUCCUUACCCUUUCAGUGGUUAGCAUUCCUGUGUCGGCCAUCUUCAAAAAGCCUUUCCGAGACGAUAACCUCGGUGUUCAUUUCACUGGCAUUAAUGUAGAAACCUUGACGAGCAAUUUCCUACCUCAUACAAGCAGUCCACAUUACCAAGGUCUCGCAACGUUCCGAGAUCUCUUCGGGAUCCUCUUUCCGGCUACCGGUGGUAUUCUGGCGGGUGCUUCAAUGUCUGGAGAUUUGAGAAAUCCCAGUAAAGCCAUCCCCAAGGGUACGCUAUGGGGAACUCUCUGCACCUUCAUCGUCUACUUCACAGUUAUCCUCUCCUUAGCCGCCAGCACAACCCAUUCGUCGCUCUUAGCCAACACCAAUGUGCUUUCUAUCACAAGCCUGGCCUCACCUCUCAUCUUCGCUGGAGAGUGCUCGGUUACCUUGUUUUCGGCGUUGAUGGGGGUCAAAAGCGCUGCCGGUUUGCUUCGGGCUCUUGCCAAGGACAAGUUACUCCCAGGACUGUCGAUCUUCGGUAAGAGCCUCUCCAGAGGAAAUGUGCCCAUCGUGGCGCUUUUGCUUGUCCAUUUUAUCGCCCAGGUAGCCCUCCUUGCCGAAUUGAAUCACAUUGCAACACUCAUUUCCAUCGGUUUCCAGAUGACCUUCCUGAUAAUGAACCUUGCUUGUUUCUUCCUGAAAGUUGGCUCAGCACCGAACUUCCGACCCCGAUUCAAGUUCUUCAGCUGGCAAACAGCGGCCCUAGGAAGCUUAUCUACGACGGCUUCGAUGUUCUUCAUCGAUGAGACUUGGGCUGCUCUUGCUAUUUGCGUCUUGAUUGCCUUGUUUAGUCUUAUUCACUAUCUUUGUCCGCCCAAACGUUGGGGAGAUGUGUCCCAAAACCUCAUAUACCAUCAAGCAAGGAAAUAUCUUUUGCGGUUGAAACCUGAACAUAUCAAGUUCUGGCGGCCUCAUAUCAUUCUCCUUGUGAACAACCCCCGAAAGCAGAUGCGGCUGAUCAGGUUUUGCAACUCCCUGAAAAAAGGCUCUCUGUAUAUAUUGGGGCAUGUCAUUGUGACGGAUGAUUUCAAUUCAGGCGUCCACGAAGCGAAGCUCCAACAACAAGCCUGGACGAAUUACAUAUUGGAGUUCUCUCGGAUCAAGGCCUUUGUGCAACUGACCAUGUCGCCCUCUAUAACUUGGGGGGUUCGGAACCUAAUCCUCUCAGCUGGCCUAGGAGGUAUGCGACCCAAUAUCGCCAUUAUCGGCUUCUACAACAUGGACGACCUUCGGCGUUCUGACCCUUCUGUUCCCGUUCCCGAUAUACCUACAUCUAUUGCCUCUAAAAUGAACAAUCCACCGAAAGCAGAAGGUAAACGGCCCAAGAAUGGAUAUCGUGACACCCCAACUCGUUUACUGGAGGGAACUCUACCCACAGAUGCGAUGCGUGCGGAAAAGAUGAUGACCCCAAUGGAGUAUAUGACUAUUGUUGAGGAUUUGGCUCUUCGUUAUCGACUCAACACGGCGGUGGGAUAUGGGUUUGAAAAUAUCGAAACGCCACUCAAGGCUGGCAAAAGUACGAAGAAGUACAUCGAUCUAUGGCCAAUCCAGAUGUCCGCUGAAAUCACAUCUGAAGGCAAGAAUAUUCUCACGACCAAUUUUGACACCUAUACUCUAAUUCUACAGCUUGGUCAUAUUCUGAGAACUGUUCGCGCUUGGAAACAGACAUACAAGCUUCGAGUAAUGGUUUUCGUCGAGUGGGAGAGUGAAGUGGAAGCCGAGGGGACUCGAGUCAGAGAACUUCUGGACAAGCUUCGAAUUGAGGCAACAGUAGUCGUGUUGUGGCUGGCUUCUGGUCACCUCAACACCUACGAACUCAUUGUUUUCGGGCAAUCUCAUGAUAUAGAUUGUGAGAUCAUGGUUAAUGAGGCUUUGCGUGAUGAGCAGUGGUGGGAUGAUAUUCAGAUGUUCCGGGGACAGUAUGAUGACAUCUCUCCAACGCGAGAACGAGCCCAAUUCGCGCACAUUUUGGAUUCUACGUCUGGGCGGCCAGGAGGUUACAAUCCCCAUGAGAAACGCGCCAAACCUCGCCGUCGUGCCAGUGUAGCUGAUCUUUUAGGCAUGGCCAACGCUCAGAACGUAGGGAACCUGACAAAGCUGGGGGCCAAUAUGGGCAUACACACGAAUCACCUUGAUCAUGAUAUCAUGGGUGAUGACAGUUCCGGAGCUAGCUCUGAGGCCGAUGACGAAUACGAUGACUUAGGUGAGAGCUCCGAGCCUGAUUAUAGCGAUUAUGAUCAUGCUGGCCCUCGACGCCAGCUUAAACGUCGGCACUCGUUCGAUCCAGAAAGUCAGCCACUUUUAUUCGGGCCUACUAGCAAUAGAGGGCGUUUGAGAAGCAGAAUUAUUCCAGAAGAGCCUGAGAUUGAGCCAUAUGAACGCCCAGCUUAUGGCACUCUAUCAACAGCUCCAACACAGACAGCCAGCAUCGCGCACAGGCCAUAUCCAAAGGAAACCUCCAUCGCCACCAGAAGAGACCUGGAAGCAUUUGGGACUCAGAUUAAGCCGCUCGCUCUAAAUGAAGCCCAAUCCUCCGCCGGCCCUGGUCUUCAAUCUAGUGCACAUGACAGAGAAGGUUCUCAGAGCCCUACAACAACAAGAUCAGGCACCACAACUCCACGUGGUGGAAGAAUUACUCCUACUAGGUCAGAAACAUCCAGGCAGUCUUCUGUGGCUCGAUCUUCGACCCGACCAAAUCUACCGCUGAACUCUUCUCUAUACAAAGAGGUGUUCAAGUCUGGGUCUUCAGCAGCCACAGCAUUUCUCCACCAAGAUAAUGCAUCACGACCCUCUCCCUCGAGACAAUCAUCGUAUACACAGGCAAAAUUUUCGUGUCGUCCGACCCCAGCUACCAAAGUCAUUGGGGAUGAUGUCAGUCCUGGGAUGAUCACAUUCGCUGAACAACCUGCAUACGAGCCUCCACCCUCGCGACUACACUCACGUACUCAGUCUCGCCAAAACUCACGUCCCCAUUCCCGUCAGCCCUCACGAGCCCAUUCUCGACAAAACUCACGAAACGACAAUCCCUACGAAGGCGACAUAAGUGUCGACAUCUCGAGUCUUCUUGAAUCCACAGACGUUGUCGAUCAUGCCCAAACAGCAGAGCAAGGCCCCGUAAAUGAGAGCAGUUCAGGCUUCUCGGGGCAAAGCGAAGUAGCGCUUUCAUUCAACGACUUGCCUAGCAAAGCACAGCAUCUCAUCAUCAACGAGCUCAUGCGGAGACACUCGCGAGACACCGCGGUCCUCCUCACGACACUACCGAUCCCAGCCGAGGGGACGAGUCAGGAUGAACUCGCCACCAUCCAGUAUCUAUCGAAUAUCGAAUUACUCUGUAACGAGUUGCCACCCACCUUGAUGGUGCUGAGCAACAACAUGACCGUUACCAUUAGUUUAUAA
Clonostachys rhizophaga is the source of this 3960-nucleotide messenger RNA. The record is from the annotation of a GenBank genome assembly. NCBI's taxonomy places the organism in Eukaryota, Fungi, Ascomycota, Sordariomycetes, Hypocreales, Bionectriaceae.